This is a messenger RNA of Dibothriocephalus latus, 417 nucleotides long. NCBI's taxonomy places the organism in Eukaryota, Metazoa, Platyhelminthes, Cestoda, Diphyllobothriidea, Diphyllobothriidae. The record is from the annotation of a GenBank genome assembly.
AUGUUUUUGUUGGUUAGCUUUGACCGCAUAAUAGGCGAUGAUUGUCCACGCGUGAUGACCUUAGACCGCACGCACGCAUACGAGCGUACGCAAGGCACAAGGCCCGAGGGUCAACCGGUCGCGAGACGUUAUCCCAAUGUGGCCAACCAAGCCAACAGAGAACGCGCAAUCUCUUAUAAGCUACUGUCACCCCUGACAGAGAGAGUUGCAACAGCGGACGCGUGGCGACGCCAGUCCGCUCCAAAUGCCGGGCUUGCCCCGAGGCGGGACAAAGAGAGCGCUGGGGAUCAACCCAGCGACAACAGCCACCCGAGACAGCUCCUCCGAGUUUUGUACACAAUAAACCCUUUUCCGGAUGGAUUCCAGAAUUAUGCCCUUCUUAUUGUGUUCUUUCUUGGAGAUGUCAACAGGGCUUAA